GGAGGUGGGAAUUGGUUGGAAAUGGUCAGCCACCCAUGUGGAUUCUCCGAAAUGCAGUAUGUUUGAAUGAACUUCAGUCUGGAAUAUCUGCUGUUUUCUCGCUCUCUCUCUCUCUCUCUCAACCCAUUGCAUUUCUAAAACACAGGAAGUGCUUUUUGUGGUUGUCAGAGCAAAACUGUUGGGAGUUACACAAAGCUGAUCAGUUCCCACUUCACAUGGCUUCGACCCUCCAAGGAACUAUUCGGAUUGCCUGGGAUGAUGCAGACGCCAAAGACUGAUCCCAUCGCCCAGGUCUUGAGGAGUUCCGCGCUCGGCCACACUUUACAGAGUCUCCGGCACUGAGAGAGGCGCCUGGCUCCGGACUGAGCUCUCAGCCACCGCCACCUCCACCCCCCCCCCCCCCCAACCCCCCCUCCACCUCCCCAGCGUCUCUCUCCCUCUCUCACACACACACUCCGUCUGUAUCACCCCAGGACCCACCGCCAGGGAGAGCCGAGCUCAAAUCGGAGGCUCCUCUCAGAAGAGGAGAAGAUUGAAUCGCUACCGGGACUGAUUUUCCUCCAAAGCCCCAGAGCAGCCGCAUUCCCUGAGGCUGCGAGAUGCCACGGUCAUUCCUGGUGAAAAGCAAGAAAGCGCACAGUUACCACCAGCACCGAGACAUCGAGGAUGUCUACAGCAACAAGCUGGAGAAUAUCCUGGCGGAUAUCUGCACAGAGAGCAGGAUAUCGGAAGAUGCUACCCACUGCCCAGAUGGAGCUUGUGUGGAUUCCAAGGGGGAAAGAUCGCCGACACACCAGCUGGUUUACACGGCUGACGUUCCCGAGUCUCCGGCCAGUUGCGAGAGCAAUAACUGCGGCAGAGCCCCCGAGUAUGAGAACUUCUGGAGACCCCCUUCUCCAUCCGCAUCUCCAGUCUCUGAAAAGUCUCUUUCCCCCUCUAUGGAGGAGAGUCACUCAUUUACAAUGACUUUCAAACAGUACGGAUGGAAUAAUUACACAGGUUCUGACUUGAAAUACCUGGUGCAGAACUUCCGCCCCCAGGCUCUGGAACGAAACUCCGCUGUGGGGCUCUACGGUGAACGGAACUCCGGCCCUGGUGUCUACAGUGAGCUCGGCCCCUCCCCUGGCCUGUACGGCGAGCUCAGUAGCACUGCUCCCAGUUUGUACAGCGAGCGCAGCCACAGCUUUCACGAGAAAAGAACCGAAAUUAAAGCCGAGUCCGAGCUUCUGUACAACCGGCUCCUCCUAAAUAAUGCCUCUUACAAAUGCAUCAAGUGCAGCAAGGUGUUCUCCACUCCCCACGGUCUCGAAGUCCACGUCCGGCGGUCUCACAGCGGCACCCGCCCCUUCGCCUGUGACAGCUGUGGCAAAACAUUCGGCCAUGCGGUCAGUCUGGAACAGCACAAGGCCGUGCACUCCCAGGAAAGGAGCUUUGACUGCAAGAUCUGUGGUAAAACUUUUAAAAGGUCUUCUACAUUGUCCACACACUUGUUGAUUCACUCAGACACAAGACCUUACCCCUGUCAGUACUGUGGAAAGAGAUUUCACCAGAAGUCAGACAUGAAAAAACAUACCUUCAUUCACACAGGUGAGAAGCCACACAAAUGCCAGGUGUGUGGCAAAGCUUUCAGUCAGAGCUCGAACCUGAUCACACACAGUCGCAAACACACUGGCUUCAAGCCCUUCGGCUGUGACCUGUGCGGCAAAGGGUUCCAGAGGAAGGUGGAUCUCCGAAGGCACCGGGAGACCCAGCACGAUUUGAAAUAGGCGGCGGGUAAACGGUGGAGAGGAAGGAUCGUUGUAGUGAGGCAGGUAGCAGCUCCUCAGCCCGGCCGAGAUGACCCACAGCGUGUUCAUGUGCUCAGUGCAGGCUGGAGAUUGGAGUAGGGGCAAACUGAGGACCAGAUGGACUUCUCCGUGUGUUCGAGGCGUUGUCUCUUGUUUUAUAAACACUUCAGGCAGCUCAAGGCUAAUCUUACAUCGCCUCGGUAAAUCUUACAUAGUCCCGUUCCCAAUUUAACGUUCUUAAACAAAAAAAAUCCCGUUCGACACACGUUAAAAGCUGAAAUGUGUGAAUUCACGAAAUUAAUUGUUCAAACCGUCAUCUCCUUUAUGGAAGAAAAGGAGCGAGAGAAGUUAUUUUAUAAAUCAAUUUGUAAUUCAUGACAAAAUUGACUCGGCUUAAUGCCUGGGUGAUAUGGUGUGUUUAUUGAUAGACCAUACAAAUGGGCGCGUUUCAGUCGCUUGUUUGCUGAUGGUAAAAAUCCCAACCCUGUAAAGCAAAACUCUUACAAUUUGACUCCCUGCCAGAGGCAAUAAAAUCAGAACUGGACCCCGUCCCCCCAGCCACCAGGUCUCUUACAACCUAAAGACAAAGCCUCAUCAAAUCCAACACCGCAGUUACUAUUGUCUCUCAAUGGUUGUCCUUUCUCAGGAGAUGAAAAUGACAGAGCUCAACUCAAUUGAUGUUCGAGAGGGGACAUGGAAUGAAACAAGUUAUUGGGAUAAACCUUUCUCCCGCUCCCUAAGAAUGUAUUUUUGUGUCUUGUUCGUGAGCGAAUGGUGGGGUCCAAUGGGGAGGUGGUAACAAGGCAAGAUUUCAUUCAACAUUCAUGCGUUGACACAAGGUUAAAAUUGGGCCCUGCUCCUCGGAUGCUGCCUGAACUGCUGUGCGCUUCCAUCAUCACUAAUCCAGAAUCUGAUGUCCAGCAUCUGCAGUCAUUGUUUUUACCUCUUAAAAUUGGGCCCGUCCGUUAUAGUGUCAGAAACGUAGGUUUUAACGAUGAAUACAGAACGAGAGGACGCUUCAUUGUCUUUCUGUAGGCGAAGAUCCUUAAAUUGUACAAAGUGUACUGAGGGACAGGGUUGGUGUAGCGGCCAGACCCUGGGCGGUGUUAUAAGUUUACGGAUAGCAAUCGGAUGCAGGUUAGACACAGAUUGAUGCCUGUUCAACCGCUCCCCCUCCCCGCCCCCCAUGAGUGAACAGAAUAAAACGUGAGCGAAGCUGGUUAUUUUCUGAGUGCGAGUACCAAAUGGUCGGACGCUCAAACUAUAUUUCAAUGUUUGUAUUUUCCUGUGCAAACUUCAAUGAGAGUGUGCUAUUAUAAUCUAUUCGAAUUUAUUUAUUCACAAAACCAAACUAUGAAAUAAAUCGAAACAUUUUGGUAAAA
Molecule: messenger RNA, 3169 nt
Organism: Chiloscyllium plagiosum (whitespotted bambooshark)
Lineage: Eukaryota; Metazoa; Chordata; Chondrichthyes; Orectolobiformes; Hemiscylliidae
Product: zinc finger protein Gfi-1
Biological process (GO): regulation of transcription by RNA polymerase II
Cellular component (GO): nucleus
Molecular function (GO): DNA-binding transcription factor activity, RNA polymerase II-specific
Source: RefSeq, a predicted model, not a curated record